This is a messenger RNA of Talpa occidentalis (Iberian mole), 3316 nucleotides long. It is a transcript of the gene POLR3G, whose product is annotated as RNA polymerase III subunit G. The coding region runs from base 131 to 814 and encodes 227 amino acids. Gene Ontology annotation, biological process: transcription by RNA polymerase III; cell population proliferation. NCBI's taxonomy places the organism in Eukaryota, Metazoa, Chordata, Mammalia, Eulipotyphla, Talpidae. The transcript has 8 exons. Gene Ontology annotation, cellular component: RNA polymerase III complex. The record is from RefSeq and is a predicted model, not a curated record.
UCUCCAGAGGUGGAACCGGCCGGGUCCGUGUGUCUGCACCCCUUGCUUGCCGGCCAGCGCUGCGGCUGCACACUUUUGUCCAAGCCUGGAGACUUAGAAAGCAGAAUUUGCCCUCUUUUCUGAUAUAUACAUGAUUCUGAUGGCUGGGAAUAAAGGAAGAGGACGUGCUGCUUAUACUUUUAAUGUUGAGGCAGUUGGAUUUAGCAGAGGUGAAAAGUUACCUGAUGUAGUAUUGAAACCACCUCCACUUUUUCCUGAUACAGAUUAUAAACCAGUGCCACUGAAAACAGGAGAAGGUGAAGAUUAUAUGCUGGCCUUGAAACAGGAACUGAGAGAAACAAUGAAAAGAAUGCCUUAUUUUAUAGAAACAACUGAAGAAAAGCAAGAUAUUGAAAGGUAUAGUAAAAGAUAUAUGAAGAUUUACAAAGAAGAAUGGAUACCAGAUUGGAGAAGACUUCCGAGAGAGAUGAUGCCAAGAAAAAAGUGCAAAAAAGCAGGCCCCAAAUCCAAAAAGGCAAAAGAUACAGGCAGAGGCGCUUCACUCUCUAAUACUGCAGAUGUAUUGAAAAAAAUUGAGGAAUUGGAAAAGAGCGGUGAUGGUGAAAAAUCAGAUGAGGAAAAUGAAGAGAAAGAAGGAAAUAAAGAGAAAAGUAAAGAAGGUGAUGAGGAGGAAGAGGAGGAAGAUGCUGCAGAUCAAGAGGACUAUGAUGAAGAAGAGCAAGAAGAGGAAAAUGACUACAUAAAUUCAUACUUUGAAGAUGGAGAUGAUUUUGGUGCAGACAGUGAUGACAACAUGGAUGAAGCAACCUAUUAGCUAUGAAAAUUCUCAAAAUAGUAUUUCUAUGAUACAUCUUCUGAACGUUUGGACAGAUUUGUUUUCUAUUUUAUUUCUUACAAAAAUGAGUAAGUAUUUUAUUUUUGUUCCUGUUUUGUUGGGCCAACAUUCAGAACCACUUUUUGAGUUUACAUUAUCAGUUACUUUACCAAGUAAUCUCUUGACACUUUGACAUUCCUUUACAACCUCUCUGUCAUCCCUCAUAUAUAUUCAAGUGGAUAUUUCCUAUUAUUUGAAUUAGAAUGUUCCUGAAGAGUUUUUGUAUCAUUUAACUUAUAUAUUCAUACUUGAGCAAAUUAUUCUUGUUAAACUGCAGAUCAUUUAUAAAUCUAUUAUUGGUCAUCAAGAUGGAUUUCUGUAAUGUGGAAGUUGAUUUAAUACUGCACAAGGAGCACUUUAAAAACAAAGAAACUUGAAUUUUAUUUUACUUUUUAUGGUUUGUUCUAGACUACUACAUUGUAACUACAUAACCUAGCAUUCUUACAAAUGCAUAUUUAUGAGAUUAGUAGUUUUGUGAUCAGAACACAUACACAGGGACAAAUGCCAAUCUGAGCUAUAUAAACAUUGCACAACUCACACCUCAGUUCAUGCAGACUUUUCAUCUGGAUGAAUAUAAAAAAUACUUGAAUUUGGGAUAAACUUAAUACCAUAUGUAAGUUAAUCAUCCCACUGUAAGUUUGAGAGCUUUAUGAAAAAUUGCGCUGAAACAUCUUAUUUUUGUCCUUUACUAAAGUGUUAUAGUCCAAUCAGAGAAAUCUCAUUGCCAAGUGCAUGUAUGUGUCAUCUGUAAGGUGUGAUGGCCUCUUUUACAUACAGGGCUCAUAACUAACCAAAUGAUUUGUGUAAUAAUGUUGAAAGAAACACAGGUUUUGGUUUUUUUUUUAAAGAUUUAUUUAUUUAUGCAUACAGGAACUGGGGUACAGGCCAGAGGUAUGGGGGGGUGAAAGGAUUCACCAGAGACAGUGGGGAACAGAAAAGGCAGAUUGACUGAAGUGUACUGCUGAGGGGAGCAGUGGGCAAGACAGGAGAGGUCUGCUGCACCAUUUGGGUGGCUCCCUGGCCAGGGAUCGAACUCAAGCUGCAGUGGCUGCAGAUAGCUUCACAGGUUAUGUCUUAACCCCUUGCGCUACCAGGGAGGCCCCUGAAACACAGGUCUUUUUAAAAUUAACUUUUUGUUUCAAUUAAAAGCUAGCUUGCCUGCCUUUUAAUAUUUUGGAGGGAAAAUAACUAAAAGCCUCAUCCUCCAAAGGCUCACAAAUACCAAAGGUCUUCAGAAAAGUUCUUAUGUAUUUUAAAAGUGAUUUAUUAAUAUUUCCCACCAAAAGAAAUGCUUUAUUCUUUUGGGAAGAUGCAAUCCAUUACACUCAAGUCUGACAAUCAGAACCCUAGGUUCUAUUUCUACUUUACUAUUAAAUUCAACCUUGAAAUUGAGCUUGGGUAAGUUUUCUGUGCCUUAGUUUCUCCACUUGUACACAAUUUCCUAUAAAAAUUGCUCAAAUACCAACCUGAAUUUACCAUGUAGUAUCCAUUCGCUAACCUUAUAGAAAUUAUCACUUCAUCAUUUAAAUUUCAUUUUCACCCUCUAGAAAAUGAUAGCUUGCAAAGUGAUUGAAAACAUAGUUUUGAAAAAUAAACAUGUUUUCCCCACAAAAUAUUUUAUAAUCAGAUCCUCUCAUCUUGUAUUCUGGUGGAGAAAAUUGGUAGCAAUUUAUAUUGUCGUGCCAUCUUGCAAUGUGGCUUUCUCAGGAAAUAGAUCUUUCAAUUUUAAUAAUUCAAAGAGGUAUGAUGACCAUAUUCAGUGCUAUUUUAAUCAUGUGUAUUUUUUGUUUAUAGGAGCUUAUCAAAAAUUGUAAGAAUUCUAAAUGGAAUACAUGAAUAAAAUAAGUCAACUUUAAAGCAGCGAUCUACUGCACUUAACAGUAGAAACCUCAUAUAAUUUUCAUUUGUAAUGGGCAAAGUUAUUUAGGAUUGAUAAUUAACAUAGGUAUUUUAUUCUCUCACCUAUUAGUACCUUAGCCAAAUACAUUUAAUUUAUAGAAAUCUCAAUAGUUUUUUCUUACUAUCUUAUAAGUUUGUAAAUAAUUGCUUGAAUCAGGCAAAUAUACCAAAGAUACUUUUCCUGGCUUUCAAUUUGUCUUCACUUUUUGGUCUUACCGGUGGUAACACAGUCACUUGGAGCAAGAAUUUGCUUUGGGAAGCCCUAGCCAUUUCCCUUAAGUGCAUUGUCUCUUCCCCUUUGGAACAUCUUUUCACAAGUUUAAAGUAGACUGAGUGUGAGAACAGAAAAGAAGUAUUUGCAGGUUGCAGGUUACUAGUAACGCAAUGAAUCUUGUUUUUCUGACUUAAAAUCUUAAGAGACUGUAAAGUCAUUCCAUAGGAAGGUAAAUUUUAAUGCAGAAAUAGUCUAUUAAACUUAUAAAAUAAUUGUUGAUAAAGUGUCUUUAAAAUUGCUACAUAACAAGCAAAAGUGUUUUAUUGCUA